Messenger RNA from Aspergillus welwitschiae, 1189 nucleotides. RefSeq lists its product as uncharacterized. The transcript is spliced from 3 exons. Lineage: Eukaryota; Fungi; Ascomycota; Eurotiomycetes; Eurotiales; Aspergillaceae. The record is from RefSeq and is a predicted model, not a curated record. The coding region runs from base 145 to 885 and encodes 246 amino acids.
GGAAUUUCUCUUAAGAUUGCAAAUAAGGCUUAGCUUAUAAAUUAUAAGAAGGCUAUAAGAGCCCUUCACGCCCGGGCCUUUCUAUGGGGCAAUGCUUCCGGGAGAUAUGUCCCACCGUUUAUUCUAUCCUUAGUAGUCGCUAAAAUGUCCUGGAGCACCAUUGCACCCUGGCAAACGCAGGACCAGAAUGAGGACGAAAAGCCAACGCCCAGUCAAUCUUCAGACGUCAAUGAAUCCGACAUAGUCUCCCCGCUCAUUUCCUCCUGUGGCCAGCUACUCUACAAAACUGCAUCUGCAGUACUGCCAUCUUUCAACUUUUUUGGAAGUAAACCGGAGCAGCAGCGGGACGAGCCAUGGCAGCUACACCAUCAUGAAAAUAUAGUGGAGCAGUGUGGUGCCGAUGAAAAUGACCACGCACCAGUUCAUAACGAUGACCUCUUACUAACAGAGUCGCUGGACUCUGCUUUAUCACAAGAACCGCAGCUACCAGAGCUGCAUCAUUGCGACUUUGCCUAUGAUGUCAUGGCCGGUGCGCCUGGAAAGGAGCAGCUCCGUCGAUGCAUGUUGCUUAGCUUCCACGCAGAUACCAACGUUAUGUCGAAAGACGCACACCAGAGACUUGGAACGAACAUCAAGCCUUAUCGCGGGGCUCCUGUCCCAGUUUUGGGACUUCAAGAUAGCAUACCAGUUGGAAUUGCAGAAGUUCAGUGGUCUUUCUGUGGGCGCAGCAAGCCUUACCGGACAGUGUUCUACGUUGUAGAAGAUGUUGAAUAUGAUCUUCUCAUCGGAAGACCUUCGAUGCGGCAGCAGGAGCUGUACCGAGUGGAUCCCGCCAUUGCGAAGAGGCUUCGUGAAUCGUAUAUCAAUGUCAGUAGGCUCAACUAGUGGAGGAAGGGCGGACGGACUUGGGAGCAUGUUUCCACUCUUUUUGUUGCACACAUCAAUCCAGCAUGUCCCUCUAUACGCUGGAAUGGACCCCCACAAACUUCCUAAUGAUAGCUUAGGUGUAAUCAUGCCUUACAGGUAGCCGCACUCUGGAUACCGGACAUGUUCAACAUUCAGGAAUCUUGUCGGCUGGAUAUUUGCGUAAAGAUACUCUCCCUAUAUUGGUUGAAUCGGAAAAUAGGUAAUUCCCACUGUACGCCACAGUACUCAUAAUAUAAGUUGGAAACACUGUACAAUCCCUCAC